Molecule: messenger RNA, 177 nt
Organism: Funneliformis mosseae
Lineage: Eukaryota; Fungi; Glomeromycota; Glomeromycetes; Glomerales; Glomeraceae
Source: the annotation of a GenBank genome assembly
AUGAGACCUAAAGUCCCACUUGGGAAAAUCAAGCAGGAGCAAAUUGCUAUUAAUGUUUCAGUACAAGACAGGACAUCUGUGGUGAAAUCUCCCACUCAUUCAGAAUUACAGGUGACUUCUCAAUCAUCCAUUUCACUGCCUAUUGAGGGUAACUCUGAGAAUAGUUCUGAUUUAUAA